CGCAGAAAAGGGUUGACAAGAGAAAACAGAAAAUGGGUCGUGGAAGAAUUUCUAUGGAACUGAUUCAGAAGGAAAAGGCUCGCAAGACAACAUUUCAAAAGAGAAAGAGCGGAUUAAUGAAGAAAGUUUAUGAGUUUUCCACUCUUUGCGGGGUUGAUGUUUGCGUAAUUAUCUAUGCUCCUAUGUUUGAUGGUCAAGGACUAGCUGAACCUGAAACAUGGCCCCAAGACACCAAAGAAGUACAUCGCAUCAUUCAAAAAUAUCAUAACACGACUAGUGAUAGACGUCCUAAGAUGUAUGAUGUGCAAGAGUAUUACAAGGAUAGGAUGAAAAAGGUUGAAUCUGAGAUUUCCAAAGUGUGCAAAGAGAAGCUCAAGAUCAUGUACCCAACCUGGGAUGAAUCUUUCAAUGCUCUUGGCGAGGAACAGCUGAGGAUGUUUGUUAGUAUGCUGGAUGUUAAGCUUGAUGCUUGUAAUCAAAGGAUGAAUAUGCUAGAAGGAGAUCUAAAGGGAAAAGCAAUAGCAGAAUCAGACAAGGUUGAGACACUUGUUCCCUACUUGGCCUCAAGUCCAAGUAGCCAUCUCAAUCUCAUGCAGAACACGUCUCAAGCGCAAAAUUUCCCUCUCCCUGUGAAAUCAAUUAGCGACAACAAUCACCUAGCAUUAUACCCAUUUCAGCUUAGCCAAAGUUCUCAAUCUUCCAUGCUUCAUUUUGGACAAAAUUGUAUGCAAUUAAUGGGAAAAAAUGAAAUGGUGGAUUGGGCUGAUCAAGUUGGUGCUGUUACUUAUGAUCCCAAAACCGGUAUGCUAAAGGAGAAUGGAGCUGCAAACAAUCAAAACUCCUUACCAUGCUAUUACAAUGGAAAUGUACAAACAAUGCAGCCAUAUACUAUUGCUUUGCAGACUCUUCCUUCUCACUCGCAGUAUGAAGCACCUUUCCAAAUCCCAUCAGAUCCACCACCAGGGUUUCAACUUAAUGGACUUUACGAUUCAAAUAUGCUUCAAGCUCAAAUGUUCACCUACAUGCAUGGAGGGAAGUAAGCCAUAAUACUUCAAACAUAUAUGCCUCUUCUUAUAGGAUUGUGGAACUUAUUGGUUAGGUUUUCAAUUUUCUUCGACUUAAUUGGCAUUGGCUAAUGCUUAAUGAAUUGUUGAAUUUCUUUUCUGGGCUUUUAAUGUGGACUCACAUUUUAUGCAAUGGUCCUAUCAACUUGG
Abrus precatorius (Indian licorice) is the source of this 1214-nucleotide messenger RNA. Its product is annotated as agamous-like MADS-box protein AGL80. Gene Ontology annotation, molecular function: DNA-binding transcription factor activity, RNA polymerase II-specific; RNA polymerase II cis-regulatory region sequence-specific DNA binding; protein dimerization activity. The transcript is spliced from 2 exons. Gene Ontology annotation, biological process: positive regulation of transcription by RNA polymerase II. The record is from RefSeq and is a predicted model, not a curated record. Lineage: Eukaryota; Viridiplantae; Streptophyta; Magnoliopsida; Fabales; Fabaceae. Bases 33 to 1040 code for a protein of 335 amino acids.